Molecule: messenger RNA, 1513 nt
Organism: Perca flavescens (yellow perch)
Lineage: Eukaryota; Metazoa; Chordata; Actinopteri; Perciformes; Percidae
Product: butyrophilin-like protein 8
Exons: 3
Coding region: 46-600 (184 amino acids)
Biological process (GO): positive regulation of T cell proliferation; cell surface receptor signaling pathway; cellular response to lipopolysaccharide
Cellular component (GO): external side of plasma membrane
Source: RefSeq, a predicted model, not a curated record
AUGUGUUUGUGACUCUUCUCCUCUGUCUCCUCUCACAGGGAGAAGAUGAUCUGCAGCAUCCUGCUGCUCAUCAUCCUGACCUCCUGUGUCUCUGGAACAUUAGUAGUGAAUGUGACCCAGACCUCCUAUCAGGCAGAGGAGAACCACCACAUCACACUGGAGUGGACCUUCACAACCAACCCUCACACUUCCUCCAACUCUCUGAAUAUCUUCUGUGAACUGUUAACUGAUCUCAGACCCUCAGUCCUGUUUUAUCUCCAUGACGGAGUUGAGGUCCCAGAGUCUCAGGAUGAACAGUUUGCAGGACGAAUCCAGUGGGACAAAGACGUCCUCAGAGAAGGACGAAUCAGACUUCAUGUGUCCAGACUCAGGACUGAAGACUCGGGACUGUACAAGUGUUAUGUGGACACAGAUUAUGGGAGGAACUCUGGUAGAUUUUGGCUCAAUGUCACUGCAGCUGCUGAUGAGCCAAAAACCUCAGAGACCAACAGUGAGACCAGAACCAGAGAGUCUGGGAAACAUCUGGAUCCUCUACGCUGGACUGGCAGCAGCAGCAGGGGCAGUUCUACUGAUUCUCUGUCUUUGUGUAAAAUAUAUUAAUAAGAAAAGAAACAUAUAUUCAGCUGUAAAGAUGUUGAGUUUAUCAGAGAAACGAGCCAUCAGGACUAACAGUUUAACUCAGUCAGGACCCUCUUUAAAUGAGUCAUCAGAGCAUAAAGUCACAGUCAUAAAUGUCAGGACCCGUGACCAGAACUCAAGCGCAGACCAGAGUGAAGUUACAAUAAAGGUGAUUUUAUUGAAAUGAACAAACAGAACGUGGUUUGAGUAGCAGGAGAUUCAGCUGAGUCAGAGAGAGGGAAUGGGGUCCGGGCUCCAGUGCUCUGGAUCUUGCAGGGCUGGCAGAUCUGGGUCCAGGCUCAGGGCGAGAUGGUCUGAGGUGAGACAGGAAAAAGCAAGUUGCAACAGGUAUUCCACAAUAGUAAAAGUUGAGAUUGGCUGGCGUGUUCUCAUACUAGUUGAUUCACCGAUCCGGCGUGGACUGGAAGGUUGGCCUGGCUUAUAAAGGGGAGUUGACAGUUGAUGAGGAAGAGGAGUGCUGAGUGGUGUGAUGAGCCACAGGUGUGAAGGCAGGAGCUCCAGUGACCACGCCCACCCGUGGCUUCUCCUAGGCCAUCCUAGAGUCUCUCCUCCAUCUGUUCUUAGUGUCAAGAAAACUUUUUGUGAUAGAAAAUGUAUAUUAUUAUGCUUUAUUAUUUAUUAUGCAGCAGCAGCAGGAGUGGCAGCAGCAGUUCUACUGAUUCUCUGUCUCAAACGCCUCUUUGUCUUCAAUCCUUGUUUUAAAUCUGUUAAUAAAUAUUGUUCAUGUAACUACAUGUUUCAGUCUAAAUGUAGUUAUUUAAGCAGAAAUGACUGAUAUCAGUGUAAAUAAUGCUUUCAUUGAGUGAAGGGUUUUGCAGCUUUUAAAUAAUGAAGGAAUACAACUUGGAGACCUUUCUUAAAUAAAAAAGAAUAA